AGAGAAAGCAGAGAAGGGAAAGGAAGGGAGGUGAAGAAGGGUUAAAGCAAACCCGAAAAUAAUAAGAGAGGAAAAUUAGAAUAAAUCGUCCUCCGCUUUAUCCUCUCGUUUGUCUCCGCUGUUGCUGAGUGGUAGCAAACGAAGACAACUGGUCUGGCGCUCUCGGAGAAAGCGAUGGUGGAGACAUUGGAAGAGGCGGCGGCGGCGGCCGCUGGGGAGGCCUGCUUCGCCGACGAGCUACUCCUCCUCGACUUCACCUCCAACGCGUACCACCCGUCCCUCGCCGCCGCGACGUCCGUGCCUGCCGCCGGAGCGGGGGAGUUGCAGCACCAGGCGCUCCUCCUCCACGACUUCUUCGAGCCGUCCGUCGAUGGCCUCCCGGGGCUGCCGGCGGAAGGGGAAGGCGGAGGAGAGGAGGAGGAAGAGGAGCUCGAGUGGCUCGCGAACAAGGACGCGUUCCCGGCGCUGGAGACGUCGUUCGAGAUACCCAUGCCGUCCCAGUCGCGCAGCAGCAGCAGCAGCGGCGCCGCUGCGGGCGCGGUGGGGGAGCGGCCGAGCCCUGUUUCGGUCCUGUCGGCCGCGGCUUCCUUCUCCGCGCCGGUCAGACCGAGGAGCAAGGGACGGAGGCGGCGGCGGAGGGUGCUGGCCGGCCUCUCCCCGGAGCCGGCCUGCAUAACCGCAGCGAGGAGAGCGACGGCGGUGGAGAGGCGCUGCUGCGGGCACUGCGGGGCGGAAGAGACGCCGCAGUGGCGGGCGGGGCCGGAGGGGCCGAAGACGCUGUGCAACGCGUGCGGCGUCAGGUACAAGUCCGGUCGCCUCGUGCCGGAGUACCGGCCGGCGAGCAGCCCCACGUUUUCCGCCGCCAUCCACUCCAACUCCCACCGCCGGAUCCUGGAGUUGCGCCGCCAGAAAGCUGCCCGGGAGCUGCGGAGCAACACCAGGGCGCCACCGCCCACCCUCUCGUUAAAGCAAAAUCCUUCCCCCUUAGCGAACUCUUUCCUCCAUUAGAGUACUCUCCUCCACGCUUUCGUUGAUUUUAGGGAGAAAGACAAAAAAAAAUGUCAACUUUGUGCUCAUUUGUUCAUUUAUUUUAGUGAAUCAUUUUCUCUUGUUUA
Musa acuminata AAA Group (dessert banana) is the source of this 1115-nucleotide messenger RNA. RefSeq names its product GATA transcription factor 1. Lineage: Eukaryota; Viridiplantae; Streptophyta; Magnoliopsida; Zingiberales; Musaceae. Gene Ontology annotation, molecular function: zinc ion binding; sequence-specific DNA binding. Gene Ontology annotation, cellular component: nucleus. The transcript has 2 exons. The record is from RefSeq and is a predicted model, not a curated record. Gene Ontology annotation, biological process: cell differentiation; regulation of DNA-templated transcription. Bases 175 to 1008 code for a protein of 277 amino acids.